GCGGGCGGGCAGGACUCAGUGUGAGGCGAGCCGUGCAACGGGAAGGUCGCGCAGCGUGCGCCCCGUGCAGCCCUCAGCUCCCACCGCACCCCGCAGCCAGGCCGGGCCACCAUGGCUGAUCAACUGACAGAAGAGCAGAUUGCAGAAUUCAAAGAAGCUUUUUCACUAUUUGACAAGGAUGGUGAUGGUACUAUAACUACAAAGGAGUUGGGGACAGUGAUGAGAUCACUUGGUCAGAACCCCACAGAAGCAGAGCUACAGGAUAUGAUCAAUGAAGUAGAUGCUGAUGGCAAUGGCACAAUUGACUUUCCAGAGUUUCUGACAAUGAUGGCAAGAAAAAUGAAAGAUACAGAUAGUGAAGAAGAAAUUAGAGAAGCGUUCCGCGUCUUUGACAAGGAUGGUAAUGGUUACAUUAGUGCUGCAGAACUCCGUCAUGUGAUGACAAAUCUGGGGGAGAAGCUAACAGAUGAAGAAGUUGAUGAAAUGAUUAGGGAAGCAGACAUUGAUGGUGAUGGUCAAGUAAACUAUGAAGAGUUUGUACAAAUGAUGACAGCGAAGUGAAGACGUUGUACAGAAUGUGUUAAAUUUCUUGUACAAAAUUGUUUAUUUGCCUUUUCUCUGUUUGUAACUUAUCUGUAAAAGGUUUUUCCCUUACUGUCAAAAGAUUAUGCAUGUAUAGUAAUUAGAAGGCCAUUCCUCCAUGUUUUUCUCCUUUAUCUUACUGUCAUUGUUCUGAUUUUUGGAAAAUUGAUCUAAGUAACAAAUGUUGCAUGUGGCUUACUCUGGAUAUUUAAGCCCUUCUGCACAUCUAAAGUUAGAUGAAGUUGGUUAACUGAGGGAACAUCUGGAUUGUCUAUUAAAAAGUAGCUUUCUCUAGGAAACUUAGGUAUGACUAGUGUGACAAGUUACAUAAAGUAAGCCAGGGUUUACCGUGCAUUAGCUGAUCCUUAGUUAAAGCAACAUACUGGUUCUAGUUCUCGAGUACAUAGGAGUUUUUCCUAUAGGAGCUUUUACCCCUUUCUGUGAUGGGAGGAUAAGGACUCUUGCAGCUUAACUGCAGGAUAAAAUGAAGUGAAUAGCAUUUAUCAUAUGGCUAAUGCACUGUAAAAGUCAUUCUCCUAGCUUACUUCACAGUAACUUGUUUGUGGCCAUACCUGUAACAUGUUGUUGAAAUGUGGAGUCUUAACGUUGUAGACGAUUGACAGUCAACAAUAUGAAACUUAAGUUGCACUAAUGCAAAACGGGUGAUUUAUCCAGGUACUCGUACACAAGGUUUUUUUGUACUGCUGGUCCUGUGCCAGAAAACAUUUUCUCCUCUUGUUACUAUGCUUUUUAAACUUUGUUUAGCCACUUAUUUUCAAAAAAAUCUGCUUAUGGCACGAUUUGCCUCAAAUCCAUUCCAAGUUGUAUAUUUGUUUUCCAAUAAAAAAUUACAAUUUACCCAUA
Messenger RNA from Agelaius phoeniceus (red-winged blackbird), 1446 nucleotides. RefSeq names its product calmodulin 2 (gene CALM2). Gene Ontology annotation, molecular function: calcium ion binding. The record is from RefSeq and is a predicted model, not a curated record. Gene Ontology annotation, cellular component: myosin II complex. NCBI's taxonomy places the organism in Eukaryota, Metazoa, Chordata, Aves, Passeriformes, Icteridae.